This is a messenger RNA of Saccostrea echinata, 1104 nucleotides long. RefSeq lists its product as uncharacterized. The transcript is spliced from 3 exons. NCBI's taxonomy places the organism in Eukaryota, Metazoa, Mollusca, Bivalvia, Ostreida, Ostreidae. The coding region runs from base 127 to 1104 and encodes 325 amino acids. The record is from RefSeq and is a predicted model, not a curated record.
UGGUUCCUAUUCAUAACAAUCAAUUGGAAAAACUUUAGGAUGAGAAAAUAGUUUUUGACCUUUCUCAAAUAUCCAUAAAGUGGUAAGAAUAUCCCUGGUUAUUCUUAUGGUGUCGACUGAUUCACAAUGCCUAGAUCUAAAGCAAUGGACAUGAUGGGUUUCACUUCCCGGCGAUCCAUGCUAGAAAGGGAAAAGGCGGUAGAUGGCGCUCGCAAUCCAGGUGCCAGUAAAUUCGGUCAUUCAUUAGCAGAAAUCAACUCCAAAAAGGAUAAAUUACUUCUCCGUGAACUACGCAAAAUUGAAUGUGAAAUUAAAAGCAUGAGUCUACAAAUGAAUCAGCGAAAAAAGACAUUUGUAAAGUCUUGUCAUGUGCUAAAUUACGAUCCUAUCAUAUUAGUAGAAAGACCACCUUCACCACAAAUGAAGAAAAAGGCACUAGCAAUGUCUAUGGGAUUAGAUGAGGAUGAGUAUAAUGAACACUUUGAAAACGAAAAGGUCCCACAUUACAUGCACCAGCUCAGAUCAAAACAAAGGACUCCCUCUACCUUAAACACUAUAGAUGCAUUUACUGUCACAAAUAAGAAGAAAAAGAAUAUAUGGGAAGAUGCAGUAGACCAAAACGAAGCUCCCGUGUUCCAUAGCACUGUCAGACCAUGUUUACAGCUGACAAAACGAGAACAAACUGAUCUACAGAUGGGAUGGGCAUUACACAAACCACGACUAACUCCAGACAGCGAGGUUCAGAGGGAAGGGCUAGAGGACUACCGAAAAUCGAAAACCCCGCCUCGUUCUAUUACACCCAAAUCACGUGUCUCUACUGCCGAAAAUCAAGCCAAUGCAAAAUCUAUUAAAGAAGUACGCGAUGUUAAUGCUACUAAAAAUACUCAAGUAGAUAGUGAUGAUGAAUUCACACCAUUUAUUACUCAAAUGGCAAAAGUCAGAAACCACAGUUCACGGGCUAAAGAGUCAGAAAAUGUUCCAAAGGGGUACAAGCGUGACCCUAUUGUCGUUACUAUGAAAUCAGUUCGAUUUUCCUCCAGUAUCCCAAAUACACCUGUUCAAAAGAAACGUCCUAAAUUAGCUGCCACAAAGAUUGCAUAUUGA